AUGCAGGCAACCAAUGAGCUGACUGAAAAUCAGAGAAAAACAGUGGCUGAAUGUUUUGAACAGUUAGAGAAAUAUUUAAAUGAUAAUUGUAUAAGAAAUUUUGAUUAUUCAUUAUUUAAUAAUAUAAAGCUCAUUGGAAAGGGAGGAUCUUCAACUGUUUACUCAGCAAAUUUUCAAGAAAAAGCUUAUGUUCUGAAAAAUCUAAAUCAUAAUCUAAUAUUAGACAAGACAAUUAAAAUAUUCAUUAAUGAGAUUAAACUUCUCGAUAAGCUGAGUAAGGACAAUCAUCCUAAUAUUGUGAAAUUCUAUGGAAGUUCAAAAGUUUUAGAAAAUAAAAGAGAGAAAAGUAUUGAUAGCACUCCACAAGAUUAUGUUACUCUUUACGAGAAGUGCUGGUCUUAUAGACCGGACCAGCGUCCGACACUACAUGAAAUAUUAUUCAAACUUGAAAAGCUUUCAGAAGAGACCUUCGUCAAAUUCAUUAUAAAUCGAUCUUACGAUAUCGUCAGUGACGGUAGAUUGGAUGAAAAGAAGCUAAAAGAAUAUCAUUACAAUACUGCGUGGUCAAUGGACACAUCUAUUCAUAAAACAAAUCAAGAACAAUAUGAAUUUUUUAAAGCCAAGUAUUCUAACAAUGAAGAUCUUAAUGAGCAUGAAAAAGAAUAUUUAUUAAAUAUUAUUCAAAAAAAAAUUGAUAAUUUAAAAGUCAAUAAUAAUGAAGGUGAAAAGCGUCAGUGUGAAGAUUGCAAAAACUGGAUUCAUGCUUUACAAUACUGUGAGUUUUGCAUAAGAAAUUACUUGCAAAAUAAUUUUUGCGAAUGGACUGGAAACAAUGAAAUUGAUAAGGCAAUACAGGAUGCUCAAAGGGGCGUAAUGGGACCUGAUUUAGUAAUUGAAUUUAUUCCUUAUGCAAGACUCAGAAAUGUACAACACAGAGCUGAGGGUAGUUUUGCUGAUAUCUAUAAUGCUGUAUGGAUAGAUGGCCCUUUUGUUAAGUGGAACGAAAAAGAAAGAAUUCUUGAAAGACUUGGAAAUCAUAAUGUUAUUCUCAAAAGAUUAAGAAAUUCAAAUGCAUCGACUAGCCGUUGGUUUAAUGAGAUUGCAUCUAAUAUUGUUCGAUGUUAUGGGCUGACUAAAGAUUUAACUACCGAGGAUUUUGUAUUAGUUUUAGAUGCUAUGGACUUCGAUUUACAUGAAUAUUUGAAAAAAAAAAUUUCGGCAAUUACUUGGAAGGAUCGGUAUCAAAUUAUAUAUAAAAUAUCAGCUUAUGAUAUUUUCCUUGCUAAUGCUGUUAUACAUGGACUUCGGCCAGAUAUAAUUUAUGGAAUGCCAUUUGAAUAUGAAACAUUGAUGAAGCAAUGUUGGGAUGCGAUUCCAGAAAAUCGACCUGAUGCUAGAACAAUUUAUAAAAAAAUAUACGCAUUGCUAAAAACCUUUUCUGAUAAUAAAGCCGAUAAUAACAUAAAUAGUGUAAUGUCAAACAUAAGUACUCAAACCGAGUCCUCAAAUAUAGAAUAUUUGUCAACUACCCCCCAAUAUUUAUCUUCAGGCCCAAAAAAUUGGUUGAAAGAUAAUCAAGAAAAUUUUUCACCAGAACUAGAGAAUUUGAAAGAAAAGAAAAAAAAAUUUUCAUCAGGCCCGAAAAACUGGGUGCCGAAUCUUUAUUUUUUUGCCAAUUCUUCAGAAGCAAAAAAUUUUACAAAAGGAUACGAGGAAUCAGGUGAAUACAUUAUUAGAAUUAGCAAUAUUUUUCAAAAAGAUUACAAUAAUAAUUAUAUCUCAUUUUACUUUAUUUAUAAUAAAACAUUAGGCUAUUUAAAAACUAAAGAAGAGUUUGAUGAUAUAAAAGCUUCAAAGAAUGAUAAAGAUAACCAACUAGUCGAGCAAGAUACCAUUGAUUUAGAAUUUGUAAAAGUGGAUAAGAAGGACUCUGAUAAUUCUUUAGGAACCCAAAAUACCGAUGAAUAUAUAGUUCUUCCUAAAGAAACUCUUUCAAAUCAGCAAAAAGUUAAUGAAGACUUUAAUGGUACGAAUAAAAUGAUCAGAAUUGUAGAUUUAUCAUAUUUGAUUUUUGCCAAAUUGCACAAUGAAUGCUUUAGCGAAAGAGACAUAAACGAGGAGAUCAAUAAAUACAUUGUUAAGAAUAACGAAAUACCAAGCAACGUAUUUGCUUGGUUAUCUGAUAACAAACAGCAAAAUAAAAAUGACACUGUAAGUUUAGUUAAUAAUACAACUCAACCAUAUGAUAUCGCUACAAAUAAUAAUAUUGAGUUUGGUGCACUUUAUAGCAGCAAAAGAAAACAUAACCAACAAAAUAAGAAUGACACUAUAAUUUUAGUUGACAACACAAUUCAACCAUAUGAUAUCGCUACAAAUGAUAAUAUUGAUGUGGCUGAAAUCAUUAAUUUUAAAGAUACUAACUAUGCAGAACAAAGUACUGAUGUCGACCUUAUGACAACAAAUCUGGAAGCAUCGACAAAUUAUGAGCAUUUCGCUCCGUUAAUUGAUAUAUUUUUAAACCUUGGAGAAGAUAUUGUGACAAUAUACCAAAAAGCAGAACAUAAUAGACGUUUAUGUAAUUUUUUGACUAAGCGAGUGAAUUUGGCUGUGGGUGCAAUAAAAGACUUAGAAAUUCGAAAGCAAAAUAAUAUGAAAUUUUUUGUGGAGCCAUCUAAUCUUCAACUUAUUAAAGAUUUUUUAAAUUGUAUGCUUGAUAUUAGAACAUUUAUGACAGAUGUUUCUCAACUCGGUUCAUUUGUUACCUUUAAUUCUGCUAAUAUUAUACAAAAGUAUAUUGAUUUGUCGAAUAGGUUUGAUGGGUACUUGAUGGAUUUGUCGAAUAGGUUUGAUGGGUACUUUAUGGAUUUGUCGAAUAGGUUUGAUGGGGAUUUAAAUUAUAUGAUGCAACAAUCUGAUAAAAAUGCGAUUCAUCGCGGAAGUCCGUAUGUCGAACCGUCAAAAAAUUUUAAUUUGACUCAAAACAAUGAUAGUUUAGAGUUAAAACAUGAAAUCAAAUUUCUUUUAGAGGAUUUGAAAGAAAUGAAAAAGUUCAUGCGUGAUAUGUCUGAUGGUAACAAUACCUUUACAGAUAUCGUAAGAAUUAGAGAGCUAAUCAACCGUUUUCAACGUGAACAACGUAAAGGCACUGAAAUCACAAUUGAGCCUGCAAACCUUUUAAAAUCAGACGAUUACGAACCUAAAUAUGAGUCUGAACCCCGUGGUAAAACUAUUCAUUGUAGAUGGAAUAAUACGUUCCUUUUAGAAUAUGCAUUUAAAGAAAUUCCUCCGAUAAUUGAUAAACAAACUGAAAAAGAAAUUGGUCAACAAGUUGCUAUUCUUAAAGAAUUAAACAACUCAGGGCACAUUAUUAAGUUUUAUGGAAUCGCAAAGUCUAGUGAUGGUUCACAAUAUUAUUUUGUAACAGAAUGGAUGGAGAAUGGUACUUUACAGGAAUAUUAUAAAAAAUUUAAAUUGAGUUGGACUCAAAAAUUCGAAUUUGCAAUUGAUAUUUGUCGUGGAAUUGCUUUCUUAAAUGCUGUGGAGAUCUUACAUCACGAUAUUAGAGGUGCAAAUAUUUUAAUAAGCGGAAAUCACAAGCCUAAAAUUGCUAAUUUUGGUUUAAGUCGUAAGUUCGGAGAUAUUACUAGAAAUAUUCAAGUAACUUUUGAGAAUGUAAGAUAUAUGGCUCCCGAGAAAUUAGAAAAUGCUCUUUUAUGGGAAAUUGCUGAAGAAAAAGCACCUUAUACGAAUGAAGGAAUAGAUUUGCAAACUAUUCGAUACCGUGUUGUAAAAGAGAAAUAUCCUUUAAGUCACGAUCCAGAUUUUCGUCCAACAAUUUCUAAAAUAUUUACAAUUCUUUUUGAUUACCAUCACAAAGAUGAAAAAAGGCCUCCUCCAUCUGUGGAUGAAUUUGGAACAGAAUUCGUAAUUGAUGAUUUUAUGACUGUAGAUGCUGCAAUUAAAGAGCAUCGAAAACCCGAUGGUAAUAAACGAAAAGCAUGGGAUUGCUUCAACCAAUUCGCUGAACAAGGUGACAUAGACGCAAAAUAUUGGGUUGGUUAUUAUCUAUAUCAUUCUGUCCUUCCUGAACAUAAGGACAAUCGUCAAGAAAAUCUUCAACGUGCUGCAAAAUUGUUUAAAGAAACUGCUGAUUGUGGUAAAGUUGAGGCUCAACUCCGAUAUGGGUUCUGUUUAUGGCAAGGUGAUGGUGUUUCAGUUGAUUGGGAUGAGGCUAUGAGAUAUUUAAAAUUAGCUGCUGAUAAUGGAAAUCCUACGGCUAUGUAUAAUGUUGGAAAUGCUUAUUGGAUUGGAAAGGGAGUACAAAAAGAUCAGGAGAUUGGUUCCAAGUACUUAAAAAUGGCUGCUAUGAAAAAUCAACAUAAUGCUAUUAGUGGAAAUGUACCUAAAAUAGAACCACAUUACAUAAUUCAUGAUAGUGAUAAAAAUCAAAGAAAAGUUGAAAGCAACGAUUCAACAAGGGUAAUGCGUUAG
Messenger RNA from Cetraspora pellucida, 4491 nucleotides. The record is from the annotation of a GenBank genome assembly. NCBI's taxonomy places the organism in Eukaryota, Fungi, Glomeromycota, Glomeromycetes, Diversisporales, Gigasporaceae.